Molecule: messenger RNA, 4461 nt
Organism: Synchytrium microbalum
Lineage: Eukaryota; Fungi; Chytridiomycota; Chytridiomycetes; Synchytriales; Synchytriaceae
Exons: 29
Coding region: 1-4461 (1486 amino acids)
Biological process (GO): transmembrane transport
Cellular component (GO): membrane
Molecular function (GO): ATP binding; ATP hydrolysis activity; ABC-type transporter activity
Source: RefSeq, a predicted model, not a curated record
AUGGCAGACUUUUGUGCUGGUGGGGAGGGAUUUGGCCCAUGGAGCACCGAUAGACUAUUGGACCUGACUCCUUGUUUUGAAGAGACAGUACUCCUAUCAAUUCCACGAUUGCUAUUGGUGAUUUGGGCAAUAAUCAGAUCUGUAAAGCUUGCUGGUCGGCCCUCACCUAUGGUACCUAAAGGAUGGCUAUACUGGUGCAAGAUGGUCACCACGUCAACCAUCCUUGCAUUGUUUGUCCUCCAAACAACGUAUAUCUUCAUCAAACACGGUCUGGGUCAACCCUUCCUGAUCGUGUCAUCAGCUGUAGACAUCCCAGUCACCAUCAUCGCUUUGGUCUUGACGCACAUGGAGCACUUACGUUCACGACUCUCGUCAUCAGCUCUGCUCUUCUAUUGGCUCCUCGUACUUAUCUUUAAUGGUGUCAAGAUCAACACGUACAUCCAAACAGACAUCGUGGAUACUGAUCCUGUCUUGUUUGGGCUUAUUAUUGCAAUCACGUUUGAAGCUUUGAUUGUGUUUGGUGUUGAGAACAUGUCGAAGCCGUAUACGUAUUAUAUGAGUCUUGAUGAGAAUGUGAAUGUGACGCCUGAAGAGACUGCUAAUAUAUUCUCGAGGCUUACCUUUCAUUGGAUGGACGGGUUGAUGAAAGCGGGUGCAAAAAAGGAUUUGGAGAUGGACGACUUGUGGAUGCUUAAGAAUAUCGACUCCGCUAAAUACAAUUCGGAAACCUUCCAGAAGUAUUGGAAUGAACAGCUUGCAUUGAAGAACCCUUCCUUGUUUGCUGCCAUAUACAAGACAUUUGGACCUACAUUCAUGUCAGCUGCCAUCUUCAAAGCUACUCAAGAUGCACUCGGUUUCUUUCAACCCCAAUUGUUGAAAUAUUUGAUGCUCUUUGCAAAGAGUUGGUCUCCUGAUACGGCUACCUUUCCUCAACCCAUGUAUCGUGGCUUUUCAAUUGCUAUUUUGAUGCUGCUUACGGCCUUAUGUCAAACUGCAGUACUUCACCAGUACUUUCAUAUCUGUUUCAUAACUGGAAUGAGAGUACGAGCAGCAAUCGUAACCGCAGUAUAUCGAAAAGCUCUCCGCCUAUCAAACAACAGUCGUCAAAGCUCUACAGUUGGCGAAAUAGUCAACUUGAUGAGUGUUGAUGCCGCUCGUAUAAUGGAUUUAACUUCAUAUCUACACAUCUUAUGGAGUGGUCCAUUCCAGAUAUGUCUUGCCUUGUACUUUUUGUAUGAGGCUUUGGGACCUGCUAUCUUUGCGGGGGUUGCGGUCAUGUUGCUUAUGAUUCCUGUGAAUGCAUGGUUGGCUACGCAAGCAAAGAAGUUGGGAGUUAUUCAAAUGAAGAAUAAGGAUAGAAGGACGAAGAUGAUGGAUGAGAUCUUGAAUGGAAUUAAGGUCAUCAAGCUCUAUGCGUGGGAGAGAUCUUUCUUGAAGAAGAUUUCUGGAGCAAGAGAACAGGAAUUGAGUACUCUGAGGAGGAUUGCCUAUUUGGCGGCCGCAUCAAGUUUCUCCUGGUCUGCAACCCCCUUUUUUGUAUCAUUCUUGUCGUUUUCGCUAUAUGCUGUAAUUUCGGAUCAGCCUCUCACGUCUGACAAGGUUUUCGUGUCCCUGACACUCUUCAACCUUCUUCAAUUCCCGUUAUCCAUGCUACCAAGUGUCAUCACCUCAUGCAUUGAGGCCUCUGUAUCAUUCGGAAGACUGUACAAGUUCUUGGUCAAUGAAGAAUUGGAUAACAAAGCUGUGGUGUAUGAAACACCACCUCCUUCCACGAAAGCCAACUCAGUAGAACGAGUCGCAGUCAAGGAUGGUGUCUUCAGAUGGGCAAGAACUUCGAACGAGUCUAAUCUUACAGAUAUUAGCUUCAAUUGCAAGGAUGGAGAGUUGCUUGCCAUCGUUGGAGUUGUCGGUGCUGGUAAAUCAUCCAUUGUUUCAGCCUUGUUGGGUGAAAUGUACAAGUCAAGUGGCAGUGUCAUCAUUCGUGGAUCUGUAGCCUACGUCCCUCAGACACCAUGGAUUAUGAAUGCCACAUUACGUGAUAAUAUCUUGUUUGGGUCUCGUUAUGAACAUGACUUUUACGAAGAAACUAUUACUGCCUGUGGAUUGAAACCUGAUUUGGAAAUGCUUCCUGGAAAUGAUUUGACAGAGAUUGGUGAAAGGGGGAUUAAUUUAUCAGGCGGUCAGAAAGCCAGAGUGGCUUUGGCACGCGCAGUAUACGCUCGCGCCGAUAUCUAUUUAGUAGACGACACCCUAUCAAGCGUUGAUGCGCACGUUGGUCGUUCUAUAUUUACAAGUGUUUUGGGUCCAGAGGGAUUGUUGAAGGACAAGGCUCGUAUAUUCGUCACACACAGCAUACAAUUCUUACCAGAAUGUGAUCAUGUCAUGACCGUAGCUGGUGGCCGUAUCUGUGAAUUGGGAUCAUACGCAUCCUUAAUUCAAGAAGAGUCAUGUCUAAGAGGUUUGAUGAGAGACUAUGGCAAACAACACCACGUCUCAGAACCCGCCUCAGAAUCAAAUACACCUGAACAACAACGAAAAGCUGCACCAAAUGGAGCUACCACUCCUUUCACUGCUGCAACUACAACGACUAUGCCAACAACAACAGUUACCGCACCUGUAGUUGAAAACGGUGCUGUCAUGAAAGCACCAAUAGUCAUAAAUGGUACUCAAUUAGUUCAAAAGGAAACAUCAGCUUCAGGAUCUGUAUCAUGGGAUGUUUAUAUCACAUAUGCCAAAUCAUGUUCUCUAGAAGCUGUCAUCCUCUUCUUGAUCAUGUGUAUCGGCACACAGAGCAUUUCGAUUGGCAUGAACUUGUACUUGGCUGAUUGGACGAGGUCCAAUGAUUCUGAUAGUGGUGGUGUGUCGAUUGGAACAAGGUUGGCUGUGUAUGGUGGUCUUGGCAUUGCUAGUAGUUUUACGGUGCUGCUACAGGUUAUCUUUGUUGUUAUCUUUUGUGGCAUUCGGUCUGCCCGCAAGUUACACUCAGAUAUGUUGUUGAAUGUCAUGAGACUCCCUCAACAAUUCUUCGAUGUGACUCCUCUUGGAAGAAUUCUUAAUCGAUUCAGCAAAGACCAGUACACUGUUGAUGAAGUCCUUCCUCGAGUCUUCCAAGGUUUCUUCAGAACACUUUUCCAAGUUCUUGCGGUCUUGGCUGUAAACGCGAUGAUUUCUCCGUAUUUCAUCGUUUUCGCUACUCCUCUUGGCCUUCUUUAUUUAUACUUCCAACAAUUCUAUAUCCGAACCAGCCGAGAAUUGAAGCGUCUGGAUUCUGUCAGUCGUUCGCCAAUAUACGCUCACUUUAGUGAGACGCUCGGUGGAGUAUCAAGUAUUCGAGCUUACAAACAAGAAAUGAGGUUUCAGCAUUCCAAUGAGGAUCGACUAGAUAUCAAUCAACGAGCGUACUACCCAAGUGUAUCAUCAAACAGAUGGCUUGCUGUUAGGUUAGAAACAAUCGGGUCUCUGAUUGUCUUUGGUUCUGCACUGUUUACAGUCUUAACCAUUUACAUCACGGGUCAUAUUGACGGAAGCUCAGUUGGUUUGAGUUUGAUGUAUGCUUUGUCGGUUACUCAGACUCUGAACUGGAUGGUCAGACAGAGUUGUGAGAUUGAGACAAAUAUCGUUUCAGUGGAACGUAUUAAGGAAUACAUAGACCUCAAACAAGAAGCUUUAUAUGAGACUAAACAAGAUAGAUCUCUACCACCGCAUUGGCCAGCCAAUGGAGCUAUCGAGUUUAGAAAUUACUCUACACGAUAUCGUGAAGGGUUAGAUCUGGUCCUCAAGGAUGUGACAUUCUCCGUAAAGCCACAAGAAAAGAUUGGAAUAGUCGGACGUACAGGUGCUGGCAAGUCGAGUUUGACACUCAGUUUAUUCCGUCUUGUCGAAGCUGCAUCUGGAAGUAUCGCUAUUGAUGGAGUUGAUGUCAGUGCUUUGGGAUUGGGAACGUUGAGGUCCAAGUUGACCAUUAUUCCUCAGGAUCCAGUGCUCUUCCAAGGCACUGUUCGAGACAAUCUGGAUCCAUUCGUUAAACAUACAGAUGAUGAGAUUUGGCGUGCACUUGAGAGUGCGUCUUUGAAGGAAACUGUGGGCAGAUUAGAACUGAAGUUAUCUGCACCUGUAUUACAAGGUGGUGAAAAUUGGUCUGUUGGCCAACGCCAGCUUCUGUGUCUUGCAAGAGCCCUUUUGCGCAAAACCAAGAUAUUGGUUCUUGAUGAAGCUACUGCAAGUAUUGAUCAAGAAACCGAUUCAAUCAUUCAAAAGACGAUUCGAAAAGAGUUCAAGGAUUGCACCAUUCUCGUCAUUGCCCAUCGAAUCAAUACGGUGAUGGAUAAUGACCGAAUCCUUGUCCUUGAUCGAGGUCAAGUCAGUGAAUUCGAUUCACCACGUAAUCUUCUCAAAAAUCAUCGAUCCAAGUUUUACUCUCUGGCCAGGGAGUCUGGAUUGACGAGCGGUAGUUCCAAGUAG